UUAUUUACAGUAUGCACUUAAAGUGAAGUUUCAAAGCCAAAAUUCAUUAUUUGUCAGCAGAUCUUUAAAAUAUAAAAUUACUGCUUUGGUAGUAAUCUACUUGGUAAAAGCAUGUUUCAAUGCAGUAGCUGCUGUAAGUGCGUUAAGGUCAGUAAAGUUCCUAGCAGCUCCUGCACACUUUUCUGGACUUUCACUCGUUCUUCCUGUCGACUUUGCUCCAGCUUCUUCAGGUUGGUUGGAUGUUGUUUGUUGCCUGUAAUUUUCAAACAGAUUCUCACAGGGAUUCAGAUCUGGACUUCGUCUUGGACACUGUAGAACUUUCACCACUGUUGUUUGUUUUUAUCGCUCCCGCUCUUGGUGCUUUGGUUUGGGGUUUGGGAUCAUUGUCUGAAAUGAUUCUGUGUAUGUGUGUGUGUGUGUGUGUGUGCAUGUGUGUAGUACCCUGUUAUAUCAUGGGAGAACUGUCCAAUUUUGUGUCUCCAGUAAACUCCACAUCCACCCUGAGCUAGAUAAAGUGCUUACUGAAUGAAUGAAGAACAGAUUAAUAAUCAGAGUUUUACUGUAAUGGCGUCCAAAGUCUAGAGUGUUUUCAUUGUUAGAGACUUCAAAUCACUUUGUUACGUCACUCUGGAUGUGUGUCUGCCAAAUGCCAGAAAUGUGAAUGUAAAAGUUUAGUUUAUUUCCUCUGAGAUUUCAUUGUGUUUGAGCAGCAGAUGCAAAUACAGCGAUGUGUAAAAUAAAAUCAUAUAUUUCAACCUAAUAAAAUGUACAAUGAAGAGCAAAAAUCAAAGUCUUGACAACAGCUUGUCUUUAAAAGUGUAUUAAAUCUUGUUUUUUAUUUAAUCUGGAGAUUAAUAACCUGCCCCGGGUUCUCCUGGACACUCAGCUAUUUCCUGACAGUCAGAAUUGAGUUAUUUACUUUUUCUCAUUUGAAAAGUGGUCAGUUUUUAUUUACCCAAAAAAUGUCCAAGUGUGAUGUAAUACAACAUCUGUAUUUAAUAAAAAAAUCGAUUGCUCUGUAUUAUUGAAAAUGAUGUGGAAAUGGUGGACACCUUGGGUCAUGGGACAGUCAUCAGAAACUUUUACGCAAAUUUUGACCGAAUCCUUCCAUUUCUUUAGUCUGAGACAAUAAUGAACAGAGUGAAAGGUGUUUUUGUGUUUCAUCCGUUUCACUGGUCGAUGAUCAUCCUUUUUACUCACACCGGAGGAUUUGGGUCAGCGGUCUACGUCAAAUCAGAAGGGCGGUGAACACACACACACACACACACACACAGAGAGAGAGAGAGAGAGAGAUCACCGGGAGGGACCCGGAACCGGUGCGUUUCAUAAAGAGAGAGCUCGAGCUCCUGUCGAGCGGUUUGUGGACUGAAUCUGCGGAAUGACGGACGGUCUCGUUACGGUCCUCGGACCGUCACCAUCGCCGUUUAAUCUCGACACUUUAAAGCGGCUUUACUGCAAGAACGGGGGGCACUUUUUGCGCGUGUUACCCGGUGGAGCGGUGGAGGGCAUCAGGCAGGAGAACGACGCUUACACUGUGCUAAAGGUGAAAGCAGUGAGCGUAGGUGUGGUGAUCAUCAGAGGUCAGGAGGCGGGGCGUUACCUGGCCAUGGACAGAAGUGGAACGCUUUAUGGCACUUCCCUGCUGAACGACGAGUGCUAUUUCAUGGAGAAAAUGGAGGAGAACCACUACAACACCUACAGUUCACACAAGCAUCAGGAGCACGGGGUCUGGUACGUCGGCAUCAAGAAAAACGGCCAGAUGAAAAGAGGCCCGAAGACCCACAGAGGCCAGAAUGCUGUCUACUUCCUGCCCAUUCCUGCACAGUGAUCAUGAUAUGUCAUAUAUUUCAAUUUCUAAAAUGUGAUUAAUGUCAAAAUCACCAAACACUUAAUAAUAGGACAUGUGAUCAGCACUAGAGCCACGAGUCUUGAUGUUUGGGUCUGAGAAGCUCAGUAUAUAACACGCAGCAGCAUGAGGUCUGUGAUUUUCUAAGUUUCGAGUAUAGAACAGUAAUCUUGAAUCUAGAAAAGAGAUCGCUGUUUUAUUAAUUUAUUGUUUUGAUGUAUAUAGUAAUUUAAGUCACUAGAAAAUAAGAGUAAUUUCAUGUAUAAGCUUGCUAAAUCACCUUCUGUGUAAUAUUGUAUAUUUUCCCCUUUGUGCUAUUGUACUUUUAAAUUGCGAUCAAAUGUAUUUUGGUAUUAA
Hemibagrus wyckioides is the source of this 2203-nucleotide messenger RNA. RefSeq names its product fibroblast growth factor 1-like. The record is from RefSeq and is a predicted model, not a curated record. The coding region runs from base 1379 to 1828 and encodes 149 amino acids. Gene Ontology annotation, cellular component: cytoplasm. NCBI's taxonomy places the organism in Eukaryota, Metazoa, Chordata, Actinopteri, Siluriformes, Bagridae. Gene Ontology annotation, biological process: positive regulation of cell population proliferation; positive regulation of gene expression; positive regulation of protein phosphorylation. The transcript has 3 exons. Gene Ontology annotation, molecular function: growth factor activity; fibroblast growth factor receptor binding.